GUCCGCCACCGGCCAGCAUGUUGUUUACAAUAAAAGGACGGUCAAACAGUCUUUAGAGAGCAACUGUAUAAAACGCUGCUAUCAGAUUUAUAUACAUUUACGUUUUAUUUUUUAAGCUUUGUGUGUUAAUUUUUUUAAAAAUGGAUGAAUUUAAGUGUUUUAUCUGUGGCAAAUUUUAUAGAAAAAAAAUAUGUCUGAGAGUACAUAUGUUAAAGCAUGAUUCCACCACAAAGAUUAAAUGCGGAGUAUGUUCAAGGAGAUACACCCAAAAAAACAACCUAUAUUCACACAUAAAAAAAGCUCACGGCUUCACUAGAGGUAGUAUACAGAUGCAAAGAGCUAUGCAAGUACACAAAAGGCCAUUAUUAAACUGUGACCAAGCAACUUCCACCGAUACAUCACACGAUGAACCAGUUGUGCCGUACACCGAGGCCACUCCUGCUGUAACAUUCACACAAGAUCGGGAAUCCACAAGCGCAGUCACAGAGACUAACUACACGCCACCGUCACUACCGCAGCAAAAUAAAUACCGCGUGGACAUAGGAGGACUUCAUCUUCCUAUCCAGCACCAGACCAAAGUAUUGGUUAAGGCAAACUCGGAAACAUCGACUGACGGUGUCGGGGAAGCCGAAGACAGUAGCAGUGACAGUAGCAGUGACAGUAGCAGCUGCGACAGUAGCACUAGUAGCAGCGGAAACCACACAGAUGGUGAUAAUGUCAUCGAGAAUUCUUUGACGGCUGCGAUGAGGAUUCGUUGCCCGAAUUGUUCAACAGAGAUGAUUUUAUACACAGACUAUGUGUAUGAUACAUGUGCCAAAUGCCAACAUCAUUUUGAGUAAUUUAAGAGGUUGACUGUCCCAAUAAUGUCCUCACUUAACAACAUUAAUUUUAAAAAAUAAAUAAAUAUUAUGCCUAUAUUAUCAUCCUUAUUGUUCUUUUAUAAGUACAAUUUUAUAAGUCAAUGUAAAUUUUUGUAAAUAAUUUUAUGUAUUAUAAAUUGUAAAGCCUCAAAAAAAAAACUAAUUAAAAAGUUACCUGACGGUCAGGAAUACUUAAUAAAUAUAAAAAAAAAAGAACAAGUGAUUGACUUCGUUAUUAUUAUAUUACUAUUGACUAUGCCACAUAAUAUUAAUUAUGUAUUAUCAAUAAUAUUGAUGUAUUAUGAGCCUAUUAUUAGUACCUAUCAUAAACGAUUAUAAAUGUAAGUAGACUAUAGUGUGAUUGAAUGUAUUGUACAUUGGAAUUAAUUUCCGCCAAUAAAGAUUAUCAUUAUAAAUCGGUGUACCUCGGUCCUUGAAGCAAACUAUAAUAUUAAAACUAAUAAAUGGAUAUAAUAUGUUUUUUGAUAAAAUAAAAUGUUCUUAGAUAAUUAUUAUUGAAGUGAUUUUAUUACAACAUUACAUUUUUGGCAAAACUGUGGUUUGCUACUCAUCUGUAUCAACAUAUACAUACACAUUGACUUCCCCUUUUAUAGUGUAUGCUAUGUAUGAUAUGUUUUUAGAAGAACGUAACAGAAUAUACAUGUUUGCAAUUAAUUUAUUGGCACGAGUUUUUAAGAAAUUAAGUACCUAAUUAUUUAUUUUUAAGUAAACCAUAAUCCUUACGAAACAAUUAAUGAGAAAUAUAUAUUUAGUUUAUCUAUAUGAUUUCAGAUUUAACAAAAUGUAAGGUAAUGUAACAUAUUAUCUGAGUUUCUUCAAAGUUCAAUCGAUAUUAGUUGGCGCACUUUUUUGUAUUAUUUAUUUGAUCACACAAAUAUGAAAUAAUAUAAUAUUCAAUAUAAUUUCUUGCAUUUGCUUCAGUUGGUAGUUUAGUGUAUUAUUGUCAACUAACAAGUCAAAAUUGUGUUUUUAUAUUGUUUUUUUUUUCAAUUUGCUUACUUAGUUAUUAAAGCUUUUUUUUAAAACGCUAAAUUUUUGGAAAAUUCAGUGACUCACUGAGUAUUCAUUUAUGGUGUACACAAAAAAUCAACUCUGAUAAUUAGUAAAAUGGACCAUCCUGUAAUUUUGUACAAUGCAAUUAAUAAUUAUGAAAUGUUUUAAAAAUAACGCAAC
Messenger RNA from Metopolophium dirhodum (rose-grain aphid), 2054 nucleotides. RefSeq names its product homeotic protein spalt-major-like. NCBI's taxonomy places the organism in Eukaryota, Metazoa, Arthropoda, Insecta, Hemiptera, Aphididae. The record is from RefSeq and is a predicted model, not a curated record. The coding region runs from base 141 to 839 and encodes 232 amino acids. The transcript has 6 exons.